UGACGGUCUUUUUGUAUAUCCUAUUUUAUUUAUACUUUUAAAGGGACGGGUUGUUGAUUUUAUUUCCUUUUUCGGAAUGGCUGUCGCGUGGUGGCCCUGCUUUAUUUUGUCUUUUGGAUUUAUAUAUUGCUACGAAAACCUGAGCAGAAGAUUGACAACAACUCUAUUACAAAGUUCGACGUACAAUGAUCGAUAUGCAUCGUAUGCCAAUGAUGGGGACUUGCAGACACGUUGGGGAUUUUGUGCCCAUACUUCUCCAGGACGGCCCUUAGCCUGGUUUCAAGUGGAUCUUGGUGAUGGGCCUAAUAAUUGGAAGCAAUUCAGAUUUAAACAUUUUUAUCUGGACGUCUCUAACUCACCAGCUGCAGUGACUAACACAACACAAAGAACUCGAUGUUAUACAGACACAUCCCCGGGAUUACCUGACAAUAUAAUCGAACUUCCAUGUAAACAAACGGCAAGAUACGUCAUUGUAGAAACAACAUACGAUGCUCCUGAAGAUAUUCCUACGACAGGGGCCAUCUUGGAAAUUUGUGAAAUACAGGUUAACGGAUGCGAGAUUGGAAAGUAUGGUGAUGGAUGUCGAGAUUGCAGUGGAUGUCAAACAUGUGACAUCAUAAGCGGUAUCUGCACGUCGGUACCUUGUGGUGCAAACUGUGUGAGUGGAUUGUGUAAUCCCACUAUUGGAUACUGUACCCAAGGCUGCAUUAACGGAUACUGGGGAAACACGUGUACAUCAACCUGUCCACAAAACUGUCAAGGUGGAAGUUGUGAUAGGAUCAGUGGUUACUGUAACGGCUGUAGUAAUAAUAACUAUUGGGGACAAUCAUGUAAUACACCAUGCUCACAAUACUGUAACGGAGGUGUGUGUUAUCAAAACAAUGGAUAUUGUAGCAAUGGCUGCACACUAGGACGAUACGGAAAUAAAUGUGAACAUCACUGUAACGAAAAAUGCUCGGGGAACACUUGUGAUCAAAACAAUGGAGUAUGUACGAACGGAUGCGCUGAUUUUUAUUAUGGGUAUACAUGUGAGUACGAGUGUAGUCCUUACUGUAGUCCCAGACGUUGUGACAGAUAUAACGGUACAUGCACUGGAUGUAGCAGCGGUUAUUUUGGUUCGUCUUGUCGAGACAACUGUAGCGUAAACUGUGCUGAGGGAACGUGUGAUCAACAGACGGGAAAAUGUCACGGAGGAUGUAAACCAAACUGGACCGGGGACAAAUGUGACAGAUGUGAUUCCACACAUUACGGAAUUAAUUGUUCUCAGAUGUGUAAUGUUAAUUGCAAGGACCGCGUUUGCAACUCUGGAAAUGGAUUCUGUACUUUCGGAUGCAAAAGUGGAUUUUAUGGAGACACUUGUAAAAAUACUUGUCCAUCCUGUCCAUCGGGAUGCGACAGGUACUCCGGCGAUUGUGAGAGAACAUGUCCGAACGACAAAUAUGGAAAACAGUGUGAUUUACCCUGCAGUCCGGGUUGUACAGGUGGAUGUAAUAAAGACACUGGUGUGUGUGAUCGCGGUUGCGUCGUUGGGAAAUUUGGAGCCAAUUGUAGUGAAAACUGCAACACUGGAUGCAUUGCCGACUGUGAUCAGAAUGAGGGAAGUUGUAAAUGCAAAACUGGAUGGCAAGGGAAUCGAUGUGAUGAGUGCAGCUCAGAUCAUUAUGGUCAGUUGUGUGAUCAUCGAUGUAGUACGUAUUGUGAAAAUGAAAUCUACUUUUCAAACAACGGGACGUGCGUAGGGGGGUGUAUUGGUACAUUCAGUAAUGACAAGUGUAACCAAGAAAACGUGCAAUCCUGUACCACUGAAUGUGACAGCACUAUGGUCAUCGUCAGCAUUGUAGUGUCUGUUGUCAUUGUUCUCACAGGAAGUGUCGUAAACGUCAUGCUGUGGAGGAGAAACCAGUCCCAGAAUGUAAAAAGAAGAUUCAAAGAAAAUUCUAAUAGCCAAACCACGGCGCAUGAAUUUUCAGACAUACCAAACAGCGAAAAUCGGGUUAUAUCUCCUUAUGCAGAACUUGGAGACCUCGACAAACCGAACACAUACGAAACCCUCCACCAAUAUACCAACGCUGUUUAGAAUUUGUAUUUUCAUUGAUCAAAAUAAAACUGGAUGUAUAUUAUUAUUUGAACACUCUCAUCGAAUACAAUGACAGAUGCUACCGCAUCACAUGUGAAAAUUAUGUUAGGGAAACAUAUUUGGCUUUGAAUACAAUCUAUGGAAAUUCAAAAUCUGAUAACAAUACUCAUGUUUGCUGCAUUUGCAUACCACUAUGAUGGUACUACAACAUUUAAUGAAUAAAUUUAGCGUCUUCAA
Messenger RNA from Ostrea edulis (European flat oyster), 2314 nucleotides. RefSeq names its product multiple epidermal growth factor-like domains protein 6. The transcript is spliced from 12 exons. NCBI's taxonomy places the organism in Eukaryota, Metazoa, Mollusca, Bivalvia, Ostreida, Ostreidae. The coding region runs from base 77 to 2077 and encodes 666 amino acids. Gene Ontology annotation, molecular function: scavenger receptor activity. The record is from RefSeq and is a predicted model, not a curated record.